AUGGCAGCCUCUACCUCACUUACUCUCUCCCAAGCCGCUCUCUCCCGCUCCGCCGUCCCCCGCCAUGGCUCUUCCACAACUGCCACCCAACAAUCCACUUCCUUGGCCACCCUCUCAAUACCCACUUUCUCUGGACUCAAAUCCACCUCCACUUCAUCCUCACGCGCCCCCACUCGCCGUCAGGUAUCCUCCACGCGCCGCCGUGUGAUUGCCAACGCAGCCGUAGAGACCCUUGAGAAGACGGAUACCGCGCUGGUGGAUAAGUCCGUCAACACCAUCAGAUUCUUGGCGAUUGAUGCUGUGGAGAAGGCGAAUUCGGGUCACCCUGGUCUUCCCCAUGGGUUGUGCUCCGAUGGGGAUCGCUUUGUUCUCUCCGCCGGACAUGGAUGUAUGCUCCAGUAUGCUCUGUUGCACCUUGCUGGCUACGACAGCGUCCUAGAAGAGGACUUGAAGCAAUUCCGUCAAUGGGGAAGCAGAACUCCAGGUCACCCUGAAAACUUUGAAACCCCUGGUAUUGAAGUCACCACUGGUCCUCUUGGUCAAGGUAUUGCCAAUGCUGUUGGUCUUGCUCUUGCUGAGAAGCAUUUAGCUGCCCGAUACAACAAACCCGAUGCUGAGAUCGUUGACCACUACACAUACUGUAUUCUUGGAGAUGGGUGUCAAAUGGAAGGGAUUGCAAAUGAAGCAUGUUCACUUGCUGGCCAUUGGGGUCUUGGAAAGCUGAUUGCUUUCUAUGAUGACAACCACAUCUCCAUUGAUGGUGACACAGAGAUUGCCUUCACUGAGAGUGUGGAUACACGUUUUGAGGCUCUUGGGUGGCAUAUUAUCUGGGUCAAGAAUGGUAACACUGGUUAUGAUGAGAUUCGUGCUGCCAUUAAAGAAGCUAAAGCUGUCACAGAUAAACCCACUUUGAUCAAGGUGACAACAACAAUUGGUUUUGGAUCACCAAACAAGGCGAAUUCAUACAGUGUCCAUGGAGCUGCUUUGGGUGCAAAAGAAGUUGAUGCAACCAGACAAAACCUCGGAUGGCCUUAUGAGCCAUUCCAUGUACCAGAAGAAGUGAAAAAGCACUGGAGCCGCCACACCCCUGAAGGUGCCGCCCUUGAAGCUGAAUGGAACACUAAAUUUGCAGAAUAUGAAAAGAAAUAUGCCGAAGAUGCAGCAGAAUUAAAGUCUAUUGCUGAAGGCGUAUUCCCUGCUGGAUGGGAAAAGGCUCUUCCGAUAUACACCCCGGAGACACCCGGCGACGCGACAAGAAACCUCUCACAAACAAUGCUAAACGCGUUAGCACCCGUCCUCCCGGGUCUCAUCGGUGGAAGUGCCGAUCUCGCAUCAUCAAACAUGACUCUAAUGAAAAUGUUUGGUGAUUUCCAAAAAAGCACCCCCGAAGAACGCAACGUCCGAUUCGGAGUCCGUGAACACGGAAUGGGAGCCAUUUGUAACGGAAUCGCCCUCCACAGCCCGGGAUUCGUCCCCUACUGUGCCACCUUCUUUGUCUUCACCGAUUACAUGAGAGGUGCAAUGAGAAUCUCCGCCCUCUCAGAAGCCGGAGUCAUCUAUGUCAUGACUCACGAUUCCAUCGGGCUAGGAGAAGACGGGCCCACCCAUCAACCCAUCGAACACUUGGCAAGUUUCCGUGCCAUGCCCAACAUCUUGAUGUUCCGCCCGGCCGACGGAAACGAGACCGCCGGAGCCUACAAGGUGGCGGUGGAGAGCCGGAAAAGACCGUCUAUCCUCGCGCUUUCCCGCCAAAAGCUGCCCAACCUGACCGGAACUUCGAUUGAAGGCGUCGCCAAAGGUGGGUACACGAUUACCGAUAAUUCCACGGGCAACAAGCCCGAUGUGAUCUUGAUUGGGACCGGGUCGGAGCUGGAGAUUGCAGCGAAAGCGGCGGAUGAACUUAGAAAGGAAGGGAAAGCGGUUCGGGUUGUUUCGUUUGUUUCAUGGGAGCUUUUUGAGGAACAGAGUGAGGAGUACAAGGAGAGUGUUCUUCCUUCUGGUGUAACGGCUCGUGUUAGCAUUGAGGCUGCAUCGACUUUUGGGUGGGCCAAGAUUGUUGGAAGCAAAGGGAAGGCGAUUGGGAUUGAUAAAUUUGGGGCAAGUGCACCGGCUCCAAAGAUCUAUAAGGAGUAUGGGAUUACUGCUGAAGCUGUCAUUGCAGCUGCUAAAGAAGUUUGUUAGGUUUUGAUGUCUUUGAUUCAUAAUGGUCUGGUCGGAUAAAUAAUAAAGGGUUGAACUGCUUUUUUUAGUCUUUGAUGCAUUUCAUCGAACACCUAAUGUGCGAACUGAACAAAGAUGAGAAGAGAAGAGUAGAAGUUGAAUGAAUUUGUGUACCAAAAUUGAAACGUAUUUCUACAAGUUUUGUGAAUUUAUAUGUUUGAUUAUCGAUGUGGUGUUCUUUCGAGUAAUGUACAAUUUUUAAACCGAAUAGCUAUAAGUUCGUAUAAAAACAAAAUCUUUAUUUCUUACUACAUAAAAUAUCAUUCCAAUUUUAUCGGAUGUCCGUGGAGGGACUCACUGCAUAAAAUAUAAGUUAUCAUACAAGUAUUGUUACGCUUUUUGGAACAUUUUGUGUUUUCUGUUGGCUAAGAUACAAGUCAUUAUCUUCUUAUUAAUGUAGUUUUUAUAGGACUUUUGAAACAUUCGGUUUUUGUAAUUUAUGUGGGCAUAAGUUUGGUUCCAUUUAAUUUUUUAGGAUGUUUUGUUGAUGAAUUUGAAUGGAUUGGAUGAUGGAUGAAUACAAACCAUAGAAGAUAAGAUAAGG
Molecule: messenger RNA, 2764 nt
Organism: Lactuca saligna
Lineage: Eukaryota; Viridiplantae; Streptophyta; Magnoliopsida; Asterales; Asteraceae
Source: the annotation of a GenBank genome assembly